AAAAUCAAUGCAGGCCUGCAAAGAAAAAGCCUUGUUUUUAUCCUUGAUUGAUUCACAUUCUCAACAAGGCUUCAAUUCCAUGGCUCCUCUACCAAAAAACUCCAUAGACCACUUCACUCACGCCCACCCUCUCGCAGCCGCAGACGACGAUCAAGAAUUCUCCUGCGACGGCUGCAAGACUAUCGGAAUCGGGAAGCGAUUCCGAUGCAAAGCCUGCGAUUUCGACCUCCACGACUACUGCGGCACGUGCCCCCGUUCCCUCCCCUCCUUCAUGCACCACCACGCCCUCACCCUCGUCUUGCGGAAGCCUGCCAAGCCCGGCGCCGCGCGAGCCGUCAACCGUGUCUGCGACGUCUGUCGCGAAUCGGUCGACGGGCUGUUCUACAGGUGCAAGGAGUGCGAGUUCGACGUGCACCCGCUGUGUACGCAGCUUCCGGAGAAGCUCAAGCAUGCGCUUCACAAGGUCCAUCCUUUAAUCCUCCGGUCCCCGCCCGCUGCAGGCGCCUGCGCUGUGUGUAGGCGCCCGUGCAGCGGGUGGCGCUAUGGGUGUGGCGCUUGUCGGGUCGACAUUCACUUGGAGUGUGUGCUGGAACCCGUAGUGGGUUUCCAGCAACACGACUUUAAUACUGGUCAACGGGGAAUCCCCACGUUUGAUCAUAACACGGGGAUUCCCUUUCAGGCCCCGCCACAUUUUCCACCCUUUUACGGGUACCCUUAUGGCCCGGGUUACCCGAGUUAUGGGCCUGGGUUUAAUAUGUACUACGGUGGUGGUCCAAACAUGUAUCCACCUGGAAAUUUUGCACCGCAACAGGCGCAAAAUUUGCAGGUGAGUAAUAAUAAUAAUGGGAAUAGAGUGGGUAAGUCGAUGUUUGGUCUAGUAAGACAGCUUGGAUUUGGAGUGAUCUCGAAUAUGAUUUUUGGAGUGGAUGUAUCUGGGCUAUUUUAAUUACUUGUUAAUGUGUAACUUAAUUGCAUAUUUGAGGAGGAAUUCUUGGUUUUAAUUAGCUUAUUUUGUGUAGCCGGAUAUAGAAUGCACAUCAAAUAUCCUUUGCUCGUUGUUGGCUGAUUCCAUUUCAUGUAAUCUAUACACACACUAUAUUGGUAGGAAAGUGUUUUGCGUAUUGGACUUCGAAAUACAUUGGUAAUUCAGAAAAUAAAUUUGUAUA
Molecule: messenger RNA, 1166 nt
Organism: Salvia miltiorrhiza (redroot sage)
Lineage: Eukaryota; Viridiplantae; Streptophyta; Magnoliopsida; Lamiales; Lamiaceae
Product: protein VACUOLELESS GAMETOPHYTES-like
Exons: 1
Coding region: 8-946 (312 amino acids)
Source: RefSeq, a predicted model, not a curated record